AUGAAAAUUAUCAACAAUAUAUAUGGUGGAGGGUGUAUGGAUGGAGGGUGGAGUGUAGAUUGUGGAUGGUGGAUGGUGGAUGGUGGAGGGUGUAUGGUGGAGGGUGUAUGGAUGGAGGGUAGAUGGUGGAUGGUGGAGGGUGGCGUAGAUGCAAUUUAUUCUUAG
Molecule: messenger RNA, 165 nt
Organism: Cavenderia fasciculata
Lineage: Eukaryota; Evosea; Eumycetozoa; Acytosteliales; Cavenderiaceae
Exons: 2
Coding region: 1-165 (54 amino acids)
Source: RefSeq, a predicted model, not a curated record